Messenger RNA from Abrus precatorius (Indian licorice), 438 nucleotides. Its product is annotated as ethylene-responsive transcription factor ERF098-like. The coding region runs from base 1 to 438 and encodes 145 amino acids. Gene Ontology annotation, biological process: regulation of DNA-templated transcription; ethylene-activated signaling pathway. Lineage: Eukaryota; Viridiplantae; Streptophyta; Magnoliopsida; Fabales; Fabaceae. The record is from RefSeq and is a predicted model, not a curated record. Gene Ontology annotation, molecular function: DNA binding; DNA-binding transcription factor activity. The transcript has a single exon.
AUGGAGGAUCACCAAAGGGGAAAGCAAGGCAAAGAGGAGAAGGGAAGGGAAGAAGUGCGCUACCGUGGCGUUCGGCGGAGGCCGUGGGGGAAGUACGCGGCGGAGAUAAGAGAUCCAUCAAAGCAAGGGACAAGGGUGUGGUUAGGGACAUUUGAUACUGCUGAAGAAGCUGCUAGAGCUUAUGAUCGUGCAGCGUUUAACUUGAGGGGUCAUCUUGCAAUUCUCAAUUUUCCUAAUGAGUACUAUUCUCAAAUAAGGGGUUCUCCACCAUAUCCACCUCAUUUGGCAUCACCCUCUUCCUCUUCUCAUGCAAGUGGUAGCAGUUCUUCCUGUGCACAACAAAGGCAUGUUUUCGAGUUCGAGUGUUUGGACGAUAAGGUGUUGGAGGAUCUUCUUGAUCAGUCUGAGGAGCACAAGAAGAAAAGGAAGGGAGAUUGA